GGAUUGAUAAUCUCUUCGUUGUCAGAGAAGGUGACAGAGUUAGGUCUGUACUUUCUUCUGGAGAUCUUGUCUCCUCCAGCCUCCACUAUACCCACCAUUGAUAUCUGUCUGUUGUGGGCUGUGUUGUACUGAGUCAGGUCCUGAGAGGAGAGAGAGAGAGAAAUGAGAGGUGAAAGGAGGGAGGAGUUACGAGAAAGAUGAAAUCAAAUUUUCUUAGACAAAGUGAGAGUCAACUCACGUCAACAUCAGUGUCUAGUUCAGGCA
Molecule: messenger RNA, 264 nt
Organism: Geodia barretti
Lineage: Eukaryota; Metazoa; Porifera; Demospongiae; Tetractinellida; Geodiidae
Source: the annotation of a GenBank genome assembly